Messenger RNA from Astrephomene gubernaculifera, 1310 nucleotides. The record is from the annotation of a GenBank genome assembly. Lineage: Eukaryota; Viridiplantae; Chlorophyta; Chlorophyceae; Chlamydomonadales; Astrephomenaceae.
CCAACACGCGAUCUGGAUUGUUUAUCGCGCCUACGCCUGCAAAGGUGUAUAACUUUGUAAAGCUGCGUACUCUACCCUUGCAACAUUAUCCAACCGCCCACGCCAUAGCACCUGCGUGAACCAUGGUGAAAAUUAUCAAUGGAGAGAUCGUAGCAGACGAUGAUCCCAGGUUGAAACAACAACACCAAUCAGCAUCUGGACCGGCAGCAGCUGGUGCCUACAGCAGUACCGGCUAUGGAUUUAAUGCUCCAGGGGCCUCUGGGGGGCGCAUGGGUGGGGGCCCUCCUGCUGCCGCUGCUGGGCCUGGUAGAGGCGGUGCAGCGGGCAGUGCCUUCGACCUGAACGCUCCUCCAUUCAGGACACUGCCCCCCGCCCCUGGAGUGCAGCCCUUCCUGGGGCUGCCGGACGCGGAGGUGUUUGGGCUGCGAGUGACACCGCAGGCGGGGAUGGCGGGGCUGGCGCUGUUCAUAUUCGCGGGCUGGCGCAUGGCGCUGGUGGCUGCCGUGCUGUACGUCGUCUACCUCAUGAACCAAGGCGUCCAAGGGCAACCCCCCCAGCAGCACCCAGCCGGCCGCCGGCCAGCUGGCGCUCCCGCACCGGGGCAGCAGCAGCAGCAGGCGGGGGGCGCUUCAGGCGGCGGGGGCAUCAACCCAGCGGCCUUCCUGCAGCGCUACUUUGACGGGCCCAAGCCGCGCUCACAGCAAGGAGCGGAACGCCAGGGAGAAGGGGCUGGCGGGGGAGCAGAGCCGGCGUAUGGGGGUGCGCCAUCCUCCGCUGGCCGAGGCGGCGAUGUGGGCGGCGGCGGCGGCUUUAACGCCUUCCAGGGCAGGGGGAAUAAGCUGGGAGGGAAGUGAGUGGGGCGACCAUCUGGAUGGCGGAUGCGGUGUUGGACGGCAGUCGAUGUGGGUCAACACAGCGAAUGAGCGGGUGUUGCCAUGGGAAGGUAUACGUAGAGUGGCUUAGGUGCUGGUGUGUCUUCAGCGUAGGGAUUGCGCUGGAUGACCUAUUGUGUGGCUGCCGAGUUAGAGAAUCCAAUAGCGCAAUGUGGUGAGAAAGAAGCCGAUGAUAGCUUUACACUGUUUGUCAUGCAAACGCGGCAGCACGCGCAGCAACGACAGCAGUCCACCUUCGCCUCCCAUCGCCUCCGCCAUCUCCAAGCCAAACGCAGCAAACGUUUCACCUCUCGGAACCCGUCAGGUUUUUCCAAGACGCCUUUCUAUUCGCAAACUUCGAGGCGCAGCCCCCCCAACACUUCGUCCAGCUUAAUAUCAAGCCAAAAGCCAUGUAAGGUGUCCUGGCCAAGCCCUGCC